UCUCCCCUCCCUCCCUCUCUCUCUCUUUUUCCUUUUAAAACAAUCUGCUGGAAGAUGGCGGCUACCAACGGGACGGGCACCAAGUGUAAGCCUUUCCCGGAGCUGGAUUUUCGGUCUGGCGCCAGGAUGGAGGAGCUGAACCGCCUGAUCCUGGAGUUCAGCAAACACGACCAGAGGGAGUACGAUGAUCAGAGGGCACUGGAGGUGCACACAGCCAAAGACUUCAUCUUCUCCAUGUUGGGAAUGGUACAGAAGUUAGACCAGAAGCUGCCUGUGGCUAACGAGUACCUGCUGCUGUCUGGUGGUGUGAGGGAGGGGGUUGUGGACAUGGACCAGGAGGACCUUAGCGUCUACGCCAGAGGCACCGACUAUGACAUGGACUUCACCCUGCUGGUGCCCGCCCUCAAACUCCACGACCGUAACCAGCCAGUGACCCUGGACAUGCGUCACUCUACCCUGUGCCACUCCUGGCUCAGCCUGCGCCUCUUCGACGAGGGAACCAUCAACAAGUAAGACUGCUGCACCAUCGUGGAGCACAUCAACGGGGCCAGCAACUACUUCUUCUCCCCCACCAAAGUGGCCGACUGGUUCUACGACUCGACCACGGUGGUCCUGGGCGAAAUCCAGAGGAAGCCCCAGCGGGGGAUGCCCAGGGUGGAGCAGGUGGAGAAGAACGGGACGGUCAUCACCGUCAUCCUGGGCGUGGGCUCUAGCCGCAUGCUGUACGACAUCAUCCCCGUGGUCUCCUUCAAGGGCUGGCCGGCCGUGGCCCAGAGCUGGCUGAUGGACAACCACUUCUGGGAUGGCAAGAUCACCGAGGAGGAGGUGAUCAGCGGCUUCUACCUGGUGCCCGCCUGCUCCUUCACGGGCAAACGGGAGAACGAGUGGCGCUUGUCCUUCGCCAGGAGUGAGGUCCAACUCAAGAAGUGUAUCUCCAGUAGCCUGAUGCAGGGUUACCAAGCGUGCAAGGCCAUCAUCAUGAAGCUCCUCUCUCGACCCAAAGCCAUCAGCCCCUAUCACUUGAGGAGCAUGAUGCUGUGGGCUUGUGACCGCCUCCCGGCUACCUUCCUGGUGCAGGACGAGUUUGCUGCUCACUUUCUCCUGGGUCUCAUUGACGACCUUCAGCAUUGCCUGGUGAACCGUUCCUGCCCCAAUUAUUUCAUCCCCCAGUGUAACAUGUUCGAGCACCUCUCCGACCAGACGGUCAUCCUCCACGCCCGCAAGCUCUCGUCCGUGCGCUCUGACCCCACCGAGCACCUGCGGACCGCCAUUGAGCACGUCAAGGCCGCCAACCGGCUGACCCAGGAGCUGCAGCGGAGGGGCAGCGCCCCCAACACACCCUCCCCACAGUCUGACGGCAGCACGGGAGACGGGAGACAACCAGACGAUCGUCUGGCCAAAAAACUGCAGCAACUGGUGACGGAAAACCCGGGCAAGUCCAUUUCCGUGUUCAUCAACCCGGACGACGUGACCAGACCCCACUUCCGAAUCGACGAUAAGUUCUUCUGAGGCCGGAAGGGGCAGUGGAACAUCUGGUGGUUCUGAAGCCCUCCAACCCAGCCUAGCACAGCACUGCUCUAACGCCCACCUACUCCUCCCACACACCCCCAGGAUAAAAGAAUCAAGGGACACCCUCGCAAUUGCCUUUCAAACCUAGUCUGGUCUGGCGUUGUCUGUGCACUAAAGGAUUUGAGGAGCGGUGAGAACCCACCAGAGAUGGAGCCUGUUGGGAAGUCAUUGUUUUGCCACUCUUCCCUCCCGUGGUGUGUUUGGGUUUGUUGUGUUGGGAGUGUCUGAUGGCCCUGUUGCUGAAUAGCUGUUCUUCAAGAGUUUGGAUCCUUUGCAAAACAUGCCACGUGCGCUCGCAUUCGAGCCAGGCUGAUAGCGCUAACCAUCACGAUCCCGUCCUCUCUCUCCGCGCUGGCCUCUCUGGGACCGAGCAGCGCGUCUCCCGUUUGCUUUCACUUACGAUGGGCUGCGGGUGUGGGGCGUGGUUGGGGUUGGGGGGUCGGGAGAGACAGGAGUGGGGAGAGAAUGUCGGGGGAAUUCAGACACCCAUCCGGAUUUUUUCUAAAACACGCAGCCUGGAAGCUGAUGACUCGAUACUGAUGCCUCCAGGACAUUGAUGGUCUUAAACCUCAACAGGGGGUGGGGUGGGGGUGGUGAGUGGUGUGUGUGUGUGUGUUUGAGGGGGAAAUCCCCAUAAGCUGCUCAGUGCAUUUAUAUCUAGUGAGGACACUGGAGUCCAGCUUGCACUCUAACAUAUCUUAUACCUGGUUUAAGAGCCGGGAGGGUUCAGUCACCCUUGUCCCAUAAUCUGUCACAAGAUCUGGCUUUCGUGAAAUGGCACAUCCUUAUAGCAUCAUCCACUGUGUCUAACUUACUCCAGCCCGGGUGUCUGACACAGGCGGAAACCCAUCACCAUGCUUUAGCGUAUCCAA
Messenger RNA from Callorhinchus milii (elephant shark), 2441 nucleotides. RefSeq names its product protein MB21D2. Lineage: Eukaryota; Metazoa; Chordata; Chondrichthyes; Chimaeriformes; Callorhinchidae. The record is from RefSeq and is a predicted model, not a curated record.